This is a messenger RNA of Penicillium concentricum, 180 nucleotides long. RefSeq lists its product as uncharacterized. Bases 1 to 180 code for a protein of 59 amino acids. The record is from RefSeq and is a predicted model, not a curated record. The transcript is spliced from 2 exons. Lineage: Eukaryota; Fungi; Ascomycota; Eurotiomycetes; Eurotiales; Aspergillaceae.
AUGACUUCCCCGGAACCGAGCCUUCGCAUAAAUGAGUCCUCGUCCUUCAUUAUUGGAGGCGAAAAGAAAGGCAGUGCCCCGAGAAACCCGAUCCUCCCUACUGAAGACGAAAAAGGCCGAGAAGAGAACAUGAUACUCGAGAGGAUGGAAAGUGAAAAGAGCUGGCACAAAAGGCCAUGA